Messenger RNA from Panthera uncia (snow leopard), 5290 nucleotides. Its product is annotated as microtubule-associated serine/threonine-protein kinase 4-like. Bases 308 to 982 code for a protein of 224 amino acids. The record is from RefSeq and is a predicted model, not a curated record. The transcript is spliced from 3 exons. NCBI's taxonomy places the organism in Eukaryota, Metazoa, Chordata, Mammalia, Carnivora, Felidae.
GCGAAGCCGCAGUCCCGGCGGCGCGGGCGCAGCUCGCUAGGAUUGUGGACCGUAGAGCGCCGGCUCGAGCUGGCCUGUCCCCGCGCGCGGGAGCCCCGGUCGGCCGCCAAAUCUGGGCGGCUGGUAACUUGGCGGCGGGCUCCCGCGGCCGUGCCGCGGCCAUGUAGUCGCCGGCGGGGCUCCCCGCAGCCCGGGAGCGGCAGCGAGAGCGAGUCGGAGCCGCGCAGCUCGCAGCUUUCCCUGGAGACGCUGAGUGCCCGCCGCGUCCCCGCUGCCCCUCGGGCUGCACUUUGGGCCCGAGAGGGAAAUGGGGGAGAAAGUUUCGGAGGCGCCGGAGCCGGUGCCCCGUGGCUGUAGCGGCCACGGCGCCCGGGCUCCUGCUCCUGCGGUGGCCGCCGCAUCCUCGCCUGGCGCUUCCUCGGCCGAGUCCUCCUCGGGCUCAGAAACUCUGUCGGAGGAAGGGGAGCCCGGCGGCUUCUCUCGAGAGCAGCCGCAGCCACCGCCGCCGGGCGGCGCCCUAGGCGCCCCGCCGCCCGCCGCGUGGGCUCCCGCGCGCGUGGUGCUUGAGCUUGGAGUCUGUGCGCCGCCGCCGCAGCUCCGCGGAGGAACCGCGCCGCCCGCGCCGCGGGGCAGCAGCGCGUCCCAGGAGGAGCAGGACGAGGAGCUUGACCACAUACUAUCACCUCCGCCCAUGCCGUUUCGGAAAUGUAGCACCCCGGAUGUGACUUCUGGUCCUGCAAAGUCACUGAAGUUUAAAAGACAGCUGAGUGAGGACGGGCGAGAGCUGCGGCGGGGAAGCCUGGGAGGAGCUCUCACAGGGCGGUACCUGCUUCCAAACCCCGUGGCAGGGCAGGCCUGGGCCACCUCGGCGGAGACGUCCAACCUCGUGCGCAUGCGCAGCCAGGCCUUGGGCCAGUCUGCGCCCUCGCUCACCGCCAGCCUGGUGAGUGUCCUCUGCCUCUUUAUGCAGAGCAUCGGGUGAUACCGUCUCUCCACCUCCCUGGGGACUAUUUUAAGUUUAUUGAGUUUAACUAGGUUUGAACUUACAACCACAUUUAACGUUAAGCACAGAUUUGGCAAUGUGCAAUAUUUUGCUCUGAGUGUGCUAAUUUUUUCCAAGGCUUGUCUCCAUCCCUCCUGCCUAAUCUUUACCGUUUGUUUCUACUUGGCUGUCUCCCCUCUUCCUUCAAAAGAAAUGAAAAUAUUUGUGAGAUUUUUGUCUUAAAUGCCUUAUUUGAAAAUAAUUCCAAACUUACUAAAAGUUGCAAGAAUAUGAAAAAUCAGUAGAACAUGGUGGGUCCUUACCUUGAUUCAGCUAUUAAUCUCUUGCCAAAUUCGCUUUAUCUUCCUUGUAUAUAUGUCGAUGUAGAUAUAUACCUAUGUGUGUAUAUGCAUAUAUAUGUCCACACACUCAGAUAAUUUUUUGAACUGUUUGGGAGUAAACUGUAUGUAUUAUGGCCAUUUGUUAUCACAGUUACGAACAGUGGCAAAUUUAUGGCUGCCAUAAGCCUUUUGUGUAUGCUCCAUUCUGUAUUUCAGUUUAAUCAAUUGGCACGAUAAUGUCCUGUAUGGCAUUUUUCUUCAGCCUCCAGUAUAGGAUUCAGUCUGGGGUCAUAUAUUGUAUUUAAUUGUCAUAUCUAUUCAGUCUCUAUCAAUCUGGAAGGUUGCCACAGCCUUCCUUUGCCUUUUAUGACACAGACAUUUUUGAAGACUAUAGUUCUCCCAAUGAAAAAAAAUGUAAUGUUUCUCAUAUUACACGUGUUUGAUAUGUGUAAUGUUUCCUCUUGGGGAAAGUCACAUUUUGCAUUCCAGGCCAGAAUAGGACAUGGGUGGUGAUGUUUCCUUUCAGGGCUUGCCUCAUGCAGGCCCCCGAAGUCAGUCUGCCCUUCAUUGUGAUGUUAAUUUUGCCACCCCCCCUCCCCCGCCCCCAUCAUGGCAGUGUUUAAUUUCUCCACCGUGGUUUGAUUUUUUCCUCUUGCAAACGAUAAGCAUUCUGUAGAGAGAUAGAUUUCAGGCCAUGUGAACGUAUUUGGUCAAAAAUUUCCCCUAGAUUUCUCAUCCAUUGGUGACACCUGUUUGUUUGUAUGUUUGUUUGUUCCAACCUCAGCACUUGAUCCGCAUUUACCACUUGGCAGGUGGCACCCAUAUUUGUAUAUAUGUUAGUAGUUUGGACUCCUGAAUUUUUUUUCCAGUGUUUUCAGUGUUCAUCUUUAUUUUCUUUAAAAAAAUUUUUUUUUCUUUUUUUACUGUUUAUUUUGAAGAGAGAGACAGAGACAGAGACAGAGCCUGAGCAGGGGAGGGACAAAGAGAGGGAGAGAUACACAGAAAUCAAAGUAGGCUCCAGGCUCCGGGCUGUCAGCACAGAGUCCAACGUGGGGCUUGAACUGAAGAUCCAUGAAAUCAUGACCUGAGCCCAUCAGAUGCUUAGCUGACUGAGCUGCCUAGGUGCCCUUCAUCUUUAUUUUCAAUCACAAUGCUUACUAGAAUUUUUUUUUUCUCCUGGGUGUAUUACUUCUCUACUUCAACCUUUGGCACAGCCUAGAAGUCUGUACAAGUUACUUUUGCUCUAGUGGUAGAGUUGUAUGGUAUGGGAAUAGGUUUUUAAACAUGUUUUACUGAUGAUAAUGCAAAUAAUAAAUGAGUGCAUUGCGGUGCCUUGUAAUCUUAUGCAUUGGUAAUGAAUAAGUUGGAUAUUUGAGAAUUAUUCAGUAAUCAGGGAGAUUUGAUUUAGGUUGAGAUUCUAGUCUUGCUUUUGCCAUUAGGUAGCUGUAUAAACUUGGGCAGAUCACUUACUUUCUCAGAUUUUAUCAACUCAGCUGUACCUGCAAGAUGAAAAGAGGUAUUGAAUCAGUCUCUGGAAUUCAACUUCGGGAUUCCCUGAUUUUGCUUCUAGAAUAAUAAAGAUUAUGAACAUAGUGAAUAGUUAUCCCUAAAAAAGUGUCUUUCAGAAAAUUUAUGACUUCAAAAUUGACUAUGAUUUUCACAUCAAAGUUCAUCUUUUUCCUCUCAUGAAAAUUUGGAGACUUAUAUUUAAAGGUAUGUUUACAACGAUAGUAGUUAGCAUUUGCCUUCAUUCCAUCCCCAAGUUCAAUUUUAGUUUUUCUUCUUGGGCAAUUAUAUUAAAAGCUUAUUUUACUGAAAGUGUUUACUUUUUAAGGAAAGAGGGAAAUUCCUCAGAAUUAGUGGUUUAAAAAAUUUUUUUUAAAUAUUUAUUGUUUUGAGAGAGAGAGCGAGAGCGAGUGAGCAAGCAGGGUAGGAGCAGAGAGAGAAGGAGACACAGAAUCCUAAGCAGGAUCCAGGCUCCAAGCUGUCAGCACAGCGCCCAACUCAAAUCCACAGGGCUCUAAUCCAUCCGCAAACUGAGAGAUUGUGACCUGAGCUGAAGUUGGACGCUUAACCAACUGAGCCACCCAGGUGCCCCAGUGAUUUUUUUUAAACAGAAGUGUUUUUUGGUCACUGCAAUAUUACUCUUAACACUUAGUUAGUAAUCCUGUAUGUUUAUUGCCAAGUAAAUUAUUCUGAUUAAAAAGCACUGUUAAAGGGAAUAUAUCUUACGUAAUACUGGUAGUCACAUAGUCAGAAACAGAAAUUGAUUCAUUCAUUCUUAAAACACAUGUCAGGUGACCUAAGGCUUGGGAAUAAGAUAAAAAGAUAAAGAGAGCUAUUAAUAGAAAAUACAAAAGAGUACUCUCUAAAAUCUGUCUGAUGAGAUUCUUAGCAAAGUGUCAUUAAAUUACUGGCUUAUCUGCCCUGCAAGUUUUUCCACUGUUUGCUUGAGAGCAAAACUAGAAAAAGUGCUAAAAUACCAUCGAGAGCAAACUUAAAAUAGUACCUGGCACAUAACAAGUCUCAGAUGUUAGCAGUGUAAUUACUUCUGUUGCUAACCUAUUAUGGGUAAGCUUGAGUACAGAAGCCAGACUAUGGUUAACCAUUUAUGCCGGACAGUGAAAGUUUAAAAUGUAACUUUCAUCAUAUCUUUCCUUUAGAGGUUUCAUUGCUUCCUGAUUAUAGUUUAAGGAAAACUGUUUGCGGGCUGUUUGACCAAGUCAUCUCCCCUUGCACCCGCCCUCCUGUUCCAUUGUUGAAAGAGCAGUGACAGCUGGAGGAGAGCUGCCAGGCAGAGUACCAUCUUAUUUUCCUCAUAGUUCUGCGAUCUGCCCACAUUUCUGGCCAUAUUGCUGAUUUCGGUAUGUCACUCAGUCCAGGUUAAUGACUUUUUUGGCUUUGGAUACCCUUUGCAGAACCAUUACGGUUAAUCUGUUUGCUGUUUCUUGGAUUGGAUGACAUCUAAAUUAUCUUCCUGAUUACAACUAUCUAUCUCUGUAGUGAUAGAGAAUGAUGCUCCGGAGGUGGAAAUGUCCACUUACUAGAACUUACUUUUUCCUUUUUCCUUUUUUCCCUUUUCCUUCUCAAAAAGUGAUGUUUAGCGUGGUGCACUGAACAGUACAAUGUGCUUCAGCCUGAUCCUCUUUCCAGGCCACUAUCCUCAAUCCCCUUGCCACCUCCCUCCCCGCUCCCCCAUCUCAGAGCCCCCCACCCCAUCUCAGGGCUAUAAAUCACCCUUCCUCCUGACUCUUGUUUACCAUUGUGCACAUUGGUUUUAGUUCUUUGUGUUGGUCCCUAAUACCCGCUGCUAGACUGCAGGCUCCUUGAGGGCAGAAUUCCUGUCUCCUCUGAAUCUGGACCUCACUGCUCCUGGCACAACUCCUUGCAUGUGGGAAGCAUUCAAUAAAUAUGGUUGAUGGAACAAAUAAUUAUUCCCACAAAGUGACAGAUGGCUUUAGUUGCAAGGCAAGAGUGAUGUUGCAAUUCUGUGUGCUGGAACGGGUGGCCUAAUAAGACCAUCCAUCUAAAUACCUCUUUGUUUUUGUCGUUCUGUGUGUUACAUUUGCCGUUAGCCUUGAAGUCCAUGUAAUGAGCCAAAUUCCAUGUAGUUUCACACCAGCCACUCAAAAAAUAGGGUGACCCAGUUCGUCAAGAGAGGAUCACUGUCCACAUUCAAGAAAAUGUGGUUAAUAUGCUUGUAAGGAGACCUCAUAUGGUCCCGUUGAUUUCACUGUUUUGUGGGUCCAUGGAAGAAGUAAGUUGAAGCAAUGUGUGUCGUCAAGUGUGGAAAAAUUGGAAAAACUGGAGUCCAAGUGAUUUAUGUCCAAAUGACAGCACUGCACUUGAUAAAACAGAAUUUCCUGUUCAACACAACAAUAAACAUUUCUGAAAAGUACAUACUCUCAACCUGAGAGGUAUUGAUAUGUUAGUAAGAUAUAAAUGAAGGCCUCGUGGUUUGGUAGGU